This is a messenger RNA of Lolium perenne, 1146 nucleotides long. The record is from RefSeq and is a predicted model, not a curated record. Lineage: Eukaryota; Viridiplantae; Streptophyta; Magnoliopsida; Poales; Poaceae.
GUUUUUGGCAAGAAUGGAGCCGGCCAAUUAUGUUGGCAUGGCAAUUUCGGCCAGCCACUUUCCUCCUCACUUUCUUCUCUUGCAAGACUUGCCUCUCAACUACCCCAACAAUUAAAUGGGCAGCCACCCAUCCUAGCCAAUCAAAAAGGAGGCAGCCAACCCCCUCUCCCUCUAUAAAUGGCCCUUGGCCGGCCACCUCCACUCCUCUUGCUCUCAUUUUUCUUCUCUCCACUCACUCCUCCACCUUAUCUACUCCCUCACACUCUUCUCCUACUCUCCCCCACGAAAAUGCAGCUCCACCUAGCUCCCAUGGCCGGCCAUGGCCAUGGAAAGAACUCCAAGAUGAAGCUCCCUCCUCCCUCAAGCUCCUCCUCACCAUGAGAGCCUCCCUCUCCUUCUUCUCCCCAACCCUAGAUGGUUUUCUCUCCUCUUCCUCUUCCUCCAUUGCUAAGAUUGGAUCUUGAUACAGGUGCAUGUUGGUCCAAGCAUGGAGAAGCUUGAGCUAUCCUCAGAUCUGAAGUUCUUGAGCAAAAUCCAAAUCGAGUGCUUCAAAGUUCCGCCGAUAGAUACGAAAAAGAUCUACAACUUGCCGUUGGUCUCAUCCUCAAAUUCGUUACGGAUUUCGCAUGGUCAAGAUCUGGUCAGAUCUGGAUUUGUCGAAUUAAACCAGGAGCUUGGAAACGAAUUUUGGAGUGAAUCAAGUUGGGGGAUGUUUGGGUUAUACCAUGGUGAUAACCGAGAGAGGCAAUUGCUAAGUUGUGAUACUCUCAUACCUUUACUAGACGCGAGCAAUUCCGGAGAAGAAGAAGAAGUGGAAUUGGACGAGGAUUUUAUUUAUAUUGUUGGGAUUCUUAUAUUGAUAGAGUUGAAGAAGUACAGGGACAAAUAAGCCAAGGCAAGCCAUCUUUUGAUCUCUGAUUUGGUGUCUAGUUGGAUGUCAAUUGUUGAUACCCAAAGCACCUUAAUUCUAUGAGUGUUAUUCUCUCUAUUUAUGUCAUCUAUGUGUGAUUGCAAGUGGGGUACUCCCUAGUGGUGAUACUCCACUAUUGUCUUUGUGAUUAUGGGAUGCAUGGUAUCAUGGCCGUGCUAUUCCACUUGGUUAUCUUGUAUGCUCAACUUGAGCAUGUUCCAUCUCAAGAUAGUAAA